GGGAUUUCAGGCAGCAGCAGCAGCAACAGCAGCAGCGGAGGCGAGGAGCGGAUCCAGCUCGCUCGGGGGCGGCUGUCUCGGAUGUGCUUAAACUUUGUGGCCCCGACUCUUUAAUGGGACCCGCGGGCAGGAGUUCCCCGUUUUUUCGCCGCAGUCGUCGCUCUCCGGCCAUGCCACAAUGCUGAUGAUUCCUCUGCUGGUUUUUCUGCUGAGCCUGUCGGAUCCCGUUAGUCCCCGGGCCCACUGCACCCCGGGCAAGGCGCCCUGCGACCCCCGGCAGCGGAGGGACGCCGGGGGCCGCGGAGGAGUGUACGAGCACCUCGGAGGAGCGCCGAGACGGAGGAAACUUUACUGUGCGACUAAAUAUCAUUUACAGAUCCACCAGAACGGGAAAAUCGACGGAACUCUGGAGGAAAACAACCCGUUUAGUGAGUACCGACGCGCUUUUACGCACAGAUUAUCCAGCACUCCAGGGAAAUAGAGAAACAAGUAAAAGUUAGGAGGGUGAAAGUUAAUUUCUAAUGAAAAGAUGAAGAGGUACAGUUAUGGACAAUAGUUUUAUUCUAAACAAAAAUAACUGCAAAGUGACCAGGACUCCACAUUUUCGUGAAUUGUGUUUUUAGGUGUUUUUGUUUUAAUUAAUGAGAGUGAUUAUCUGAUCAGUUUCGCUGUCAGUUAGUACUUUAUUUGUGUGUGCGCGCACGCGCUGACACGCAGGUUAAUCUCUACUGGAAGUAUUAACAUCCCGGCGGGACAAAGGCGCUGUCCUAACGGAUGUAUUUAUCUAAUCAGAGACCAUUAGAGGCUCUUCACUGCGCUCAAUAGGCCAUUGACUAAUCAAGCACUGAUUAAAACAGCCAAUAAACAUGCUGAAUGGGGGCGCGAGGCAGACAACACAAUCGGAAACUCAAUUCAUUUACUCUUAAUGUGACUAAAGUUGGUUUAGGUGGAGAGUGGCUUUUUUAUGUUGGGUUUUAAUCUCUAAAGAGUCAUAAAAAAGUCGAAAAGUUGAACAUAAUCUAUGUUUAUCAUCCUCUAACUGUUUUUGUGUUUGUAUAACAGGCAUCAUGGAGAUCACAGCGGUGGAUGUGGGUGUUGUGGCCAUAAAGGGGCUUUUCUCAGGCAGAUAUCUGGCCAUGAAUGAUAAAGGACGGCUGUACGCCUCGGUGAGUCCACAUUUCUGUUCUUUAUCUGAUGUUUCAGACUCCUCAAAGCUUUGUGUUUGACAUCCACCCGCAGAGGUGACAAUUUCAGAGCCCCUAAUGAUCGUAGUCUGCUGUAAAUACUUCUAUUUUGACGAGGAGUGUUUGGCGUUUUAUUGUCAAAGUUAGGCUUUGUUCUCUGGUUUACACAUUUUUUUCCGUUUUUUUUUUUAAAUUAGAUUUUUUGCCUCUUCAUUUUCAAAAAUAAAAAUCAUUGUCACUCCAUGUUUCUUAAUAGUCCUCUGUCCCUGCAACUCAACAGAAAUGGUUACAUUAAUCCACAUGUGCAUGCCAGACCAGUAGGUGGUGAUAAUGUGUAGACGGACUGUCGAACACAAUAGAAGAACAAUGUGUUAAAGCAUGUGUUGCUGAGCAUGUUAACAGUAUUCUUUACACCGUUUACUGCAUGGUGAGUUAAAUACUUGACGCCAUCUUUGUAGAUAUAAACAUCACAGCAGCUAUAAACAAUAAUAGCCAUGCAAAAGUUAAGGUGAUCAUGACUAUGUAUUGACGCGUCUAAAUUUAAGAGAAUCAGAAACAUGCAGCUCACAGAUUCUUCUCCUCCUCCUUUUCCUCCAGGAAGUGUUCAACAAAGAGUGUGAGUUUGUGGAGCGGAUUCACGAGUUGGGCUAUAACACAUACGCAUCACGUCAUCACUCCACCGAGCAACCGCUACCGCCAGGGGGCGGCAGCAGCAGCAGCAGUAAGCGGCGAGCCAGCGCUAAACGCCAAUGGUACGUUUCCAUCAACGGCAAGGGUCGGCCGCGGCGAGGUUUUAAAACUCGCAGCACGGACAAGGCCUCGCUGUUCCUUCCACGCGUGCUGGGCAACAAGGACCAUGAGAUGGUGAGGCGGCUGAGAGAGAGUCAGAGUGCGCACCAUCACAAUCAUCACCACGGCAACCGCCGUGACAGGCGUAGACGCCGACAUCGGGCCAGGAAAGGCCGAAGGCACAGAGAGGACUGAGCAGUUUUUAUAGAGGACCUUAAACAUGGACUCGAACUCAAGCUCACCGUAACCUGACAGAGAAGGAACUGUUUCGAUCGCUCUGGAUUAGAGGACGAGUUUACUGUUGAAAAAAAACAAAGAUGAAGGACACACACUUACACACACAAACACACACUCUCAGCUGUAUAAUUCCUGUCAACUGAUGUCUAGAAAAUGCUACUGUCCUGAAAACAUGUUUGAAACUUCUGUCUGAAAAGUUCUGGGCUAAAUGAAGCAGAAACAGAUUAUUGUAAAUACAGUAUGCACUAUGCAUGUACAGUGACUUUUAAGCUUUAGUUUGUCGAAACUGACCCGACAAACGGUAUAAUAUUCUCUUAUGUUGAAGUGCUGACAGCGAUAGAGGAGAGGACUUUACACAGCGAAGCACUUUUUGGCUGAUUCACAUUUAAGGUUUGUUCAGAUCAAGAGAAAAGAUCAUUUUUUUUAAGCACAGAGCCGACGACAAACACUGCCACAGCGGUCAUGCAAAAAAAGGACAGCAUGAACCGUGCAAAUUUAAGGAAACAAGCAAGAACGUUUUAUGACGCUGUGUCACAAAAGCUCACAAGCAUAUAGAUUUUAAAGAUGUCCUCAGAGUUUGCAGACAAACUGAACGAACCUUGAAGUAGACUUUUUUUUGUUUUUUUUUACCAAAUCACAUCCUGAUAAAGUUACAGCAGCAUCACUUCAGUCUGUUUAUUGUCAUGAAACCACAGCCAAAUAUGUCUAUUAUGGCUUUACAUUACUAGUGAGGGAGUUAAUAAGACAUAAGUGUGAUAGAUACAGUCAAAUUGGUUUAGUCAUCAAAGAAGGUGCAAGUCAGCCAGGAGUACCUGGAAAUAGCAGGAACAAAGGUCAGGCUAACCCUGCUGAGAUAGUCUAGAGGAUGAUAUAAGCACAGGCGUGAUGAAGCUGGUCCACGUUCUCAUCAGAAAUGUUGGAAAAUGCUGUAAAAAUGGUCUUUUCUUAUGGUCUGAACACGUCUGAGAAGCAAAGGGACACUGUGAUAGUCUACUGUCUGUAAACUCAAAGAUGUACUUUUUAUAUUUUACUAAUGAUAUGAAUAUUUAUUUGGUGCCUGUGUUGUAAGUUAUUGAAAAGAUUAUUUCUGUAUUUCACUGAUGUCUCUGUCUGUUUUCACUCACCAGCUGGCUCCAACAUAAAACACAAAGGUA
Molecule: messenger RNA, 3364 nt
Organism: Xyrichtys novacula (pearly razorfish)
Lineage: Eukaryota; Metazoa; Chordata; Actinopteri; Labriformes; Labridae
Source: the annotation of a GenBank genome assembly